This is a messenger RNA of Xiphophorus hellerii (green swordtail), 3993 nucleotides long. Its product is annotated as echinoderm microtubule-associated protein-like 1. Gene Ontology annotation, biological process: microtubule cytoskeleton organization. The record is from RefSeq and is a predicted model, not a curated record. The transcript is spliced from 25 exons. Gene Ontology annotation, cellular component: mitotic spindle. Gene Ontology annotation, molecular function: microtubule binding. NCBI's taxonomy places the organism in Eukaryota, Metazoa, Chordata, Actinopteri, Cyprinodontiformes, Poeciliidae. Bases 254 to 2794 code for a protein of 846 amino acids.
GAGCUACUGACACACACACACACACACACACACACACCAACAGAGCUCCCUCUUUUUAAGCUGUUUAAUUUUUUAUAUCGGAAGGACCGGAGGAAGCUGCAGACAUCCAUCCCUCUGGUUUGUUCCUCCCGCUGCAACUCCGGAGUUUUACUGGGAGGAAAAACAAGUUAACAUGACGGAAUGGGAGUGAAUGGGUUGCCAGGGAGCCUGAUCCGAGCGGAGUGAAUGGAGGCAGCAGCAAACUAAACUGAGAAUGGAGGACGGCUUUUCCAGCUACAGCAGCCUGUAUGACACCUCAUCGCUGCUCCAGUUCUGCAACGACGACAGCGCGUCGGCAGCCAGCAGCAUGGAGGUGACGGACCGCAUCGCCUCCCUGGAGCAGCGGGUCCAGAUGCAGGAGGAUGAGAUCCAGCUGCUCAAGUCCGCUCUGGCCGACGUGGUUCGGAGGCUGAACCACUCGGAGGAGCAGCAGGCCAUGGGGUCGCGCAGAGGACCCACCAAAGAGCCCACUAAGAUGAGAAAAUCUCCAUCAGCAGACAGCAGUUUUGGCAAGUCAGCCAGGCCUCUGAUCGCCACUCUGCCGCUGCGGCCCACGGUCAACAACGGGACCGUCCUGCCGAAGAAAGGCAGCAGCACCCUGCCCUCCCCGUCUGGACCCGGGACCAGGAAGGACGCCGGCCCGGCUGCCAACAAGAGAAUUUUGACCCUCAGCACUGUGAGGAGAGCCAACUCUAACGAACACGUGGGGACUCUCACUCGCAAGGAUUCGGGCGACUCCAAGGGGAACCGAACCCGGGCCGGGUCAACAGGCAGCAACUCCAGCGGCAAGAGGAGCGACAGCAAACAGAGGGAUCCAGUGUUCAAUGCAGGGAUGCGACGUGUGACCCACUGCAAAGAGGAAGGUUAUGUGAAGAUGUUCUUGAAGGGUCGACCCGUCACCAUGUUCAUGCCUAAGGACCAAGUGGACAGCUACAGCCUGGAGGCCCGAGGCGAGCUGCCCAGCAACAAGCUCAAACUGGACUGGGUCUACGGUUACCGCGGCAGAGACUGUCGCUCCAACCUGUACCUGCUUCCUACUGGAGAGACGGUGUAUUUCAUUGCCUCCGUGGUCGUUCUGUUCAACGUGGACGAACAGCUGCAGAGACACUACACAGGACACACGGACGACAUCAAGUGUUUGGCCAUCCACCCUGAUAAAAUUACGAUUGCGACUGGGCAGGUGGCAGGAACCUCCUCAGACGGAAAACAACUGGCUCCUCACGUCCGCGUGUGGGACUCUGUCAGCCUCAACACGCUCCACGUUCUGGGCGCAGGCUUCUUCGACCGAGCGCUCGUCUGCCUGGCUUUCUCCAAGUCGAAUGGAGGAAACACACUUUGCGUUGUGGAUGACUCCAACGAUCACGUCCUGUCUGUGUGGGACUGGCAGAGAGAGGAGAGGCUCGCUGAAGCAAAGUGCUCCAAUGAGUCGGUGUUUGCUGCAGACUUUCACCCAACUGACAGCAACAUUGUUGUGACUUGUGGAAAGUCUCAUCUCUAUUUCUGGACUCUGGAGAAAGGCAUGCUGGUCAAAAAGCAGGGGUUGUUUGAGAAACAGGAGAAGCCCAAGUUCGUUCUGUGUGUGACCUUUGCUGAAAAUGGCGACGCUAUCACAGGAGACUCUAGUGGAAAUAUCCUGGUGUGGGGAAAAGGCACUAAUCGCAUCAGCCGCGUCAUCCAGGGAGCUCACGAAGGCAGCAUCUUCGCAGUGUGCAUGCUGAGAAACGGCACCCUAGUGUCCGGAGGGAAGGACCGCAGGCUCAUUUCGUGGGACAGCAGCUACCAGCAAAUCCAAACAGUGGAGGUUCUUGAGUUUUUCGGUCCAAUCAGAACCAUAGCAGAGGGCAGAGGGGAGACCGUCCUCAUCGGCACCACCAAGAACUUCGUUCUGCAGGGCAGCUUGGAUGGAGAAUUCAUACCCAUCACUCAGGGUCACACUGACGAGCUGUGGGGUCUGGCUGUUCAUCCCUGGAAACCCCAGUUCCUGACCUGCGGCUAUGACAGGCAGGUCUGUCUGUGGGACGCCAGCAUUCAUCAGCUCAUCUGGACCAAAACCUUGGAGGAUACAGCCCAGUCAGCAGGUUUCCACCCAUCAGGAGCCGUGGUUGCCGUGGGAACCCAGACUGGCAGGUGGCUGGUUCUGGACACGGAUUCGAAGGAUUUAGUUACGGUUCACACAGACGGGAACGAGCAGCUGUCAGUGAUGCGCUACGGCCCAGACUGUAACUUCCUGGCUAUCGGUUCCCAUGACAACUACAUUUACAUCUACGCCGUGGCAGAAAAUGGCAGGAAGUACAGUCGGGUUGGGAAGUGUUCGGGUCACUCCAGUUUCAUCACCCAUUUGGACUGGUCUGUGGACUCCCAGUAUCUGGUCUCAAAUUCAGGCGACUAUGAGAUUCUCUACUGGAUCCCGUCGGUGUGUAAGCAGGUCGUCAGCGUGGAGACCACCAGAGACAUCCAAUGGUUCACUAACACCUGCACUCUGGGCUUUCAGGUGUUUGGGUUGUGGCCCGACGGCUCAGACGGCACCGACAUCAACGCAGCGUGUGCGUCCUACGACAGGAGCCUCCUGGUUACGGGAGAUGAUUUCGGGAAGGUCCAUCUUUUCUCAUACCCAUGUUCACAGUUCAGGGCUCCAGGCCAUGUUUACCGGGGCCACAGCAGCCACGUGACAAAUGUGAGCUUCCUUCAUGACGACAGCUACCUGGUGUCGACCGGCGGGAAGGAUAUGAGCGUCCUGCAGUGGAGGAUAGUCUGAACAGCCGAACCGAACAGAACUGCACUAAAAUGAACCAAACUAAAAAAAACAAAAGACUCCAAAUAAGAAGUGGAUGUGAGUGAUCGGAAGUGGUUGAAAUGCAGAACUUUUCCUUUUUUCUGUUUUUUUUUUAGUCACACUACAUGAACAAAACAAACGGUCCAACAGAACCAAAGGCUCCGACUUUCUGACUGCACUUCCUCAGCGUGGAUGUCCCGGUUCUGCUCUCAGGAUGUUUGUUCGCUGCCAGACAGAACCGAAUGGAGCCGGAGAGCCAAAAAAGCCUGAAAUGUUGGGAUUGUUAUUGUUACUCUUUAAACUUUUAUUUUGUAUUUAACAACUCAGGAAAGCACUAAUGAAGCAAGACUCUUUCCCACUAAACAUAUCAGGAAGAACUUCUGGCAACGGCUUGCAAAAGUAUUGAACUUUUCCACAUGACAACCACAAACUUUGAUGUUUUUUACUUAAUUUUUAUGAAACAGACUAACACAAAGUCGUGCAUAAUUAUGAAAUUGCUGAAACGUUUAAUCAUAAUAAAUAAAUUAUUUAUUAAUUAUUAAUUUAGUACUCAGUUAACCAUUAAUUGCCGUUUGCUGAAAAAAGUAUGUAUUCGAAGCUGUAAUUAAGACAAAAUUGCGCAAAAGAUAAAUAAGUUUUGCAUACAAGAUGAAAAAAAAAACCCUAUAUUGGGUUAAAACUUUUUAAAAGCACCUUUUGCGAUCUAAUUAUAAUUUAUAUAAUCUAAAAAUAAUCAACAGAUUAACUGCACUUCCACAUGUUAACUUUAGGAUUUUAUUUAAUUUUUUUAGCUACAGAUUCAUCCUUUGCAAUCAUGUUACUGCAUUUUAGCCAAUAAAAUUUUCAUUUUCUUACUUAAAAAAUCUACUUAAAUUACUUAUGUAUUUCUAAUACUGCAUAAAAAGGCCUACAUGUAAAAUAUGCAGAAUUUCCCAGUGUUUUUAUCCAAUUAAUCAAUUCAUCUUCAGAACAUUUAAAUUUAUUCAUGCUAAUUGGAAACAUUCUGUUUAGAUUUUUAUUUGUAAAAAAAUACCUUUGGCUUUACAUUUAGGCACUUUUUGUUGGUCUAUCACAUAAAAUUCCUGAAAAAACAUAAAAGUUUGUUGACGUAAAGUGAUUCAAUGUGAAAAAGUUUAAGAUAUAUCAGUGACAUCAUCACAAUAUAACAAAUCAGGUUUCAG